CAAAGAAAUAACCUCCAAAUGUGGCUUGACGCCCGGGCCUACAUGGCUUCAUUUACGCUUAAUUCUAGACCACUCUGGCCUAGCACCGGUCCUAUCACGGCCAACCCCGCGAAAGAAAUCCCCUUUGCGCUAACAGUUGGUCCAAACCUUGUUCCACGAUCCUGUUUUUCCUUUAAUUUUCGCUUCUCGACAGCUUCAACUCCUUGAACCAUCUCCAAGUAUAAGAUGUCGCGUGUCGCUCACUGAUUCACAUCCAGAUCACCACUCUCAUCUCACCUUCUGCAGUCCACUACUCUUCAUUGAUCAACCCUCUCACCAUGUCUCCUGAUAGCAAGGUUGACAAUGGCAUCGCCCCUUUCGCGGUGCCAGUCGACGCCAACGUCGCUCAUGAAGCUGCCGCUGCUACUGAAGCCGAGCACAACAUGGGCUUGAUGCAGUCUUUCAAGCUCUACAAGAAGGCUUGUCUGUGGUCCAUCUUUCUCUCCGUAUGCAUCAUUAUGGAGGGAUUCGAUGUUGUCCUCCUCAACAACCUCUUCGCUUAUCCCCCGUUCCAGAAGAAAUUUGGUGUUGAGCAGCCUGACGGCACGUAUCAACUGACAGCUGCUUGGCAAUCUGGUCUCUCCAACGGAACUCUCUGCGGUCAAAUCAUCGGUCUUUUCCUCAACGGUAUCAUCGCUGAUCGCUUCGGUUAUCGCAAGACCCUGAUCGGUGCUCUCAUUGGCUGCAUUGGCUUCAUCUUCAUCAUCUUCUUCUCUGAGACUCUGGUUCAGCUUCUCAUUGGAGAGAUCUUUAUCGGUAUUCCCUGGGGUGUCUUCCAGACCCUCACCACCACCUACGCCUCUGAGGUCUGCCCUACCCACCUCCGCGCUUAUCUCACUACCUUCGUCAACCUCUGCUGGGUUCUCGGCCAGUUCAUCGCCUCUGGUGUUCUCCGUGCCAUGGUCACCCGCGAUGAUGAGCUUGGAUACAAGAUUCCCUUUGCUCUGCAGUGGAUGUGGCCUGUUCCCCUCAUCAUCGGAAUCUACCUUGCUCCCGAAUCUCCCUGGUGGCUCGUUCGUCGCGGCCGCAUCGAAGAGGCCAAGAGAUCUCUCGAGCGUCUCACCGUCCGCAACAGCAAUGUCGACUUCAGACCCGAUGAGACCAUCUCCAUGAUGGUUCACACCAACGAGAUGGAAAAGGAAGCUCAGGCGGGUACUUCGUACUUUGAUCUCUUCAAGGGCGUUAGUCUUCGUCGAACUGAGAUUGUCUGUGUUACCUGGAUGAUUCAGACUCUCUGCGGUGCUACCUUUAUGGGUUAUUCUACCUACUUCUAUCAGCAGGCCGGUAUGGCUGUCGAGAACAGUUUCUCCAUGUCUCUCGGCCAGUACGCCAUUGGCGCUGUCGGUACCGUCUUUUCCUGGUUCCUCAUGGGUUGGUUCGGUCGCCGAACCCUCUACCUCUAUGGGCAGCUUGCCAUGUGUGUCUUCCUCUUGACCAUUGGCUGUGUCGCCUUUGCUGGCCGUGACAACGUCGCUGCUCAAUGGACCAUCGGAUCUCUUCUUCUCGUCUACACCUUCACCUACGAUUCGACUGUCGGACCCGUCUGCUACUCUCUCGUGGCCGAGUUGUCCUCCACCCGUCUCCGAACCAAGACCGUCGUCCUCGCCCGAAACACAUACAACAUUGUCGGAAUCAUGACCAACAUUAUUACUCCUCGCAUGUUGAAUCCUUCUGCUUGGAACUGGGGUGCCAAGGCUGGUUUCUUCUGGGCUGGAACCUGCUUCCUCUGUGCUGUCUGGACAUAUUUCCGUCUUCCUGAGCCCAAGGGCCGAACAUACGGUGAGCUCGACGUUCUCUUUGAGCGUGGAGUUCCUGCUCGCCAGUUCAAGACUACUGAGAUUGAGCGUGUUGAUGCCGAGUUUCAGACCAAGGAAAAGGCUAGCGCUGUGUACGUUGAGAAGGUGAACAGCAGUGCGUCUUAGAUGGUUUAGAAUGCAACUGUCAAUGAAUAUUAUGGAAUAGGCGUCAUACCUGUAGUUAGUUAGUACAACAAGAGAUGAAUUGUUCAACAUA
This is a messenger RNA of Fusarium verticillioides 7600, 2052 nucleotides long. Its product is annotated as MFS transporter, SP family, general alpha glucoside:H+ symporter. NCBI's taxonomy places the organism in Eukaryota, Fungi, Ascomycota, Sordariomycetes, Hypocreales, Nectriaceae. Gene Ontology annotation, molecular function: carbohydrate:proton symporter activity. The record is from RefSeq and is a predicted model, not a curated record. Gene Ontology annotation, biological process: carbohydrate transport; transmembrane transport. The coding region runs from base 318 to 1961 and encodes 547 amino acids. The transcript has a single exon. Gene Ontology annotation, cellular component: membrane.